CUUUGACCUUGAUAUCUACCACGAAACAUCUUUAAAUGAAAGGGACACCAGGUAUAUAAACAGGAACAGGUUUACGUACGCUUGUACAGUUUGUAUACUGUUCCACAGUUGAUCAACAUGGUGAGCGAGGCAGCGGAAAUCUUUCGCCGUUCCUACAACCCGGAAACAGUGCAGCUGACCGGUCCCGAUGUCGGAGUGGUGGUGGCGUACUUUGUCGCUAUUUUGGCCAUAGGAGCGUUUGCCAUGUGGCGGUCAAAUAGAGGGACGGUCAGCGGGUACUUUUUGGCGGGAAGAUCUAUGACCUUCAUUCCGCUGGGAGCCUCCCUGUUCGUCAGUAAUAUUGGCACGGAGCAUUUCAUAGGUCUCGCGGGAUCUGGAGCCGCAAACGGGAUUAGUGUCGGUGCAUGGGAGUUCAAUGCGAUUCUGCUGCUACAGCUGCUGGGCUGGAUAUUUAUACCUGUGUAUAUAGCAUGUGGGACGUACACAAUGCCGGAAUACCUGUCGAAGAGGUUUGGAGGGAAGAGACUCCGGGUCUACUUCGCUGUCCUCUCUCUUAUCCUCUAUAUCUUCACCAAGUGUUCCGGAGACUUGUUUACCGGCGCCCUGUUUAUCCAGCAGUCUUUGAGAUGGGACCUUUACACCAGCAUCUUCGUCCUUGUUCUCAUCACCGGGAUCCUCACCAUGACAGGCGGACUAACGGCCGUGAUAUACACUGAUACUCUACAGGCCUUACUGAUGGUGGGCGGGGGCCUUACGCUCAUGGGCAUCGCGUUCUCUAGGGUUGGGGGCUACGAUGGUAUGGUUAGGGGCUACAAGACAUCAAUGACAAACGAGACCUUCCGAAUUCCGAAUGCUACAUGUCACGAACCAGACCCUAAUGCCUUCCGAAUGUUGCGCGAGGCUGAUGACGAUUACAUGCCCUGGCCAGGUUUUCUUCUCGGCCAGACACCGGGCUCAAUCUGGUACUGGUGUGCAGAUCAGGUGAUCGUACAAAGAUUGCUAGCCGCUAAGAGCAUCUCUCACGCACAGGGCGCCACCCUGAUGGCCGGUUUCAUCAAGAUUCUCCCCCUUUUCAUGAUGGUCAUGCCCGGAAUGAUUAGCCGAAUUCUGUAUGCAGACGAGGUAGCGUGUGUUGACAAGGACAUCUGUUACACGGUGUGUCAGAGCUACGCUGGCUGUUCUAACAUCGCCUACCCAAGGCUGGUGCUAGGAAUCAUGCCGGAAGGUUUGAGGGGACUGAUGAUGGCGGUGAUGAUAGCGGCCCUCAUGAGUGACCUUGACUCCAUUUUUAACAGCGCGAGCACUCUCUUCACCAUCGAUAUUUAUAAGAGGAUCCGAAAAACUGCUUCCGUAAAGGAACUUCUCAUCGUGGGCAGGGUUUUUAUCCUGGUAAUGAUCGGCGUCAGCAUUGCCUGGGUACCCAUCCUAAAAGAGACCCAAGGGGGCCAAGUAUUUAUAUACAUACAGGAAAUCACUAACUAUCUGGCCCCGCCCUUCGCCGCUGUCUUCCUCCUGGCGGUAUUGGUUCCCCAGGUCAACGAGAAGGGGGCGUUCUGGUCGCUAAUGGUGGCGCUGAUUGCCGGGAUCACCCGGAUGGUGUUGGUGUUCGUGUAUUACGACAGUGGGGACUGUCUCCACCCCGAUCCUCGCCCAGACAUCAUUAAGAACUUCCACUAUAUGUAUUUCUCCCUCUUCAUCACACUCAUGACUGCAGCCCUAGCAAUCAUCAUCAGCCUUUUAACCGGCAAACCGGACCCAAAAUAUAUUCAUCGAACCACUUUUUGGACACGGUUCCAGAAAGCUCUCCCCAAGGAUUCCGAGUCGGGCCAAAGUCGGAAGGGAUACGACAACCCCGCACUAAGUACAGAAGACAUCGCUCUCCAAGUCCCUUUCCAGAUGACAUUAGGGGUCAAAAGGGUCAAAGACGCAACGGAAACCAGGAAAGUUUUCCGGGACCCAGGAUUGGACAAAGGGCGACCUCCACCAGAACUAGAAGGAAAGACUUCAUGCAAAGAACAAUUGGUACAACUUGUAUGUGGAUUUGGCGGGAAAGGAGUUGACGAAGAAAAGGAACGCGCCAUGCAACUGCACAUGGAGAAAGUGUCGGAGUUAAAACAGGACCCCCGGGCACGUGCAGUGUUAACUAUAGGUCUGGUGGUGAUACUACUGUGUGGGACCGCUCUCUACAUAUUCUGGUCUUUCUGGCAGUACACACCUUAGGCAUGCUAAUGUUGAGUCAGAGCUUCAAGAUCCACUAACUACAGCUAAAAAUUGUUAAAACAUGAAAAUUAAAAAAAAAAAAUAAAAAAUGGAAACCUGACUAUUUCAUGAAUCUUAUGAAAGUGAUAAAAAUAGAUACAAUAAACAAAUUCCUACUAACAAAAACAACAUUCCUAAUGUACAAAUCAGCGUGGCAUGACCAGGAUUCGAACCCGGAAUUGCGCUCUUACUAACUGAGCUACAUGUUCCUGAUCAUCGGACGUGCUUUGGUCCAACUGUGCUCUACAGUUACAUCAAAACGAAAGUUAAGGAGGGAUUACUGUAUAUACGAACCCAUAGUGGAUUCUCAUGUGGCUUGCAUGCAGUUGAACAGGAAUCCGUAAUUGUACAUUAGUGGCUAAAUAUAUAAUAGUGGCUACGCUGUUUUGGUAUAAUGUUUAUUGGUAGCAAUGCGGAUUGGUAAGGUGCACAAGUGGUAGCUUUAAGGACUCGCACAACUAAAUCAUUUAAUAUAUGUUAUUACUAAGAUUUUUAGCUUAAAGCUAGUUCAACACUAGUGA
Mizuhopecten yessoensis (Yesso scallop) is the source of this 2780-nucleotide messenger RNA. Its product is annotated as sodium/myo-inositol cotransporter-like. The record is from RefSeq and is a predicted model, not a curated record. Gene Ontology annotation, biological process: transmembrane transport; inositol metabolic process; myo-inositol transport. Gene Ontology annotation, cellular component: plasma membrane. The transcript has 16 exons. NCBI's taxonomy places the organism in Eukaryota, Metazoa, Mollusca, Bivalvia, Pectinida, Pectinidae. Gene Ontology annotation, molecular function: D-glucose:sodium symporter activity. The coding region runs from base 118 to 2220 and encodes 700 amino acids.